Messenger RNA from Melanotaenia boesemani (Boeseman's rainbowfish), 2535 nucleotides. RefSeq names its product mitogen-activated protein kinase kinase kinase 2-like. Gene Ontology annotation, biological process: protein phosphorylation. Gene Ontology annotation, molecular function: ATP binding; protein kinase activity. The record is from RefSeq and is a predicted model, not a curated record. The transcript has 12 exons. Lineage: Eukaryota; Metazoa; Chordata; Actinopteri; Atheriniformes; Melanotaeniidae. Bases 721 to 2373 code for a protein of 550 amino acids.
GUGUACAUUUUAGGACAUCCUCGUAGUCAGAGUCAGGUGUCAAGUAUCAGGAAAAAGUUGUCAGAUGUUAGUGUCAGAGUCAGGAAAAAAGUUGUCGGAGUCAGAAAAAAAGUUGUCAGAGUCGGAGUCAGAAAAAAAGUUGUCAGAGUCGGAGUCAGGAAAAAGUUGUCAGAACGACAGCUAUGUCACUAAAAUGCGACAACGCUGUACCAUACAUCACACAGUCCGCGACGAAGGCCAGUCAAACGUCUCAACCACGGGAAACGGUAAGACUGCCUGUUGUUCAUUUUGAUAAUAAAACUUGACAAAAACUAAACAAACAAACGUAUGCAUAGCACUGUAAUAGCAUGUAAAUGCAUAUGAAUGUUUUUAAAUUACAAUGUUUGCUCUGUAUCUUUAUUUAGUUUCAAUGAUAGUCAGCAGAAAGGUUUAAACACUGCACUCUGAGAUUCAUGCACAAUGAAUGGGGGACCCGCUACGAUAAUAAUAAUAGCAUGGCUCGAAAUAUGUGCAUGCAUUACGAUUAAACACGCCAAUCUGAUUUGAGAUAUACGCCGAAUGAAUGGGGACCAUGUAAUGAUAACGACUAAAGCUACGAUAAAAGCAGUAAUUGUAGGCGUCUUUGGCUGUAAAUAACCACCUGUAGAGUCAAAUAGAUGAUUUCACAGUGGCAUUAAUUUAUUUUGCUAAUAAUUCAUUGUCAACUACCUAUUUCAGAAAAUGGAAAAAAUAAAACGCUACGAGGAGCUGAGGAGAGAGCUUGACAAUGGCGAAAUCACCCAGAAAGGUUUUGACGCCAGAGUCAAAACCCUGCUGUCCAGCGCACAGAGAGAGGUUGGUCCAUCAGAGACACAUGCAGUUUUGACUGCAGCACAAGUCUUUGAAUCAGCCAAAAAGCUGGUAAAAAAAAAACAAUUUCCUCUCCGCAGACCGGCUCAAAAGAACUUUUUCAAGAUAAGAAUGACCCCCAUGGAGUGGAAGUCAAGGACUAAGUUGUCCUCUGGGAGAUUUGUUAAACUGGUUUUAGACGAAGCUCCACCAAGAGUCAUCUUUAACGGCCAUGAAACUUAUGAUGACCUGGUCAAAGCUGGAAGGGAGCGUUUCUGGUUGAAAGAAGAGGAUAAAGACGGUUAUGAAUACACACUCUGCCAUGCUGAUGGCACAAGGUGGUCGAAACAGGAAUUUGAGCAGGAGCAUCUCACUCUCUCAGAAAUCUCCAACCCCUGGAAGCGAACACUUUAUAUUGGAAAGAAGGAGCUGGAGGUUGUGUGUCUUGGGGAGGAGAUACCCACCUCUGCACCAGGUUCAUCAGCUGAUGAUGUCUUAAGAGAACAUGAGGACAGACCCACGUCAGCUCAGUUGAGCGCAGGGCCAGAGAGUGAGCGAGUCAGUGAGGACAUAGUAGUAGGGGCAAAUGAACUUGUAGGGCCACAGAGUGCAGCAGCAGGAGCAUCUGCCGAAGUUGCUCAGUUUGCAUCCAUGACACCUCCCACUCUCCCAUCCUUAUAUCUCCCCCGUGUCCCAUUUGUGGAUGUCUCCUUCAUCAAAUAUGAUGAAGACAAGCUACUUGGUGAGGGGAACUUUGGAAAAGUCUAUGCUGGCUCCUUUCAGGGCACUCCUGCUGCAGUGAAACGCAUCUUAUGCACAGAGGGAAAACAUGAAGAUGAUAUACAGCAUGAAAUUCGUGUGUCCUUGAGAUUGUCACACCCCAAUGUUGUCCGACUCCUGGCAGUUGCCCGCACGGACGCAUUCUUCCUGCUGGCAACGGAGUACAUUCAUGGGGCCACAUUGGAUGCAGUCCUUCACAAAGUGGAUUGUCAGAUACAGUUUGAAGGAGACGACGGCACAUUUGUUGCCCUGGAUUUGUCUAUGGCUAUUGAAUAUGUUCACAGCCAAAGGGUAGUGCACCAAGACAUAAAGCCAGCUAAUGUCAUGGUGCACCAUCGAACCAAACGUGCCGUGCUAACGGACUGGGGUCUGGCAAAUAUUCGCGACACUGUCAUCCUGCGACAAGGCAGCAGGCAGCUUUCGCAUGCUGUCGGACCAACUGGGGGAACACUUCUAUACAUGGCGCCUGAAUGUGUAGUCAAAUAUCAGGAUGCCAGUUUUCAGACUGAUGUGUGGUCUCUGGGGGCUACCAUUGUUGAGAUAUUCACUGGGUCCUUCCCAUGGACAGUGAGGAAGCAAAAGGAGUUGGCCGCACUCAUGGCAGCUGGGACUCCACCACAUGCCCUGACCCAACUGGAGGGCAGAUGUGAUUACUUGCACAGCAUUUUUAGUUACAACCCUUCUGAGAGGCCAACAGCCUCUCAGAUUGUUGAGUUGAUUAAGUCACAAGUAGAUUUGCAGAGCCGGUAUGGCUACACUUGGUAAACAACCCUUUUUGUUUUCCCUGUUAAAAAAAAAAUUUAAAGAGCACUACGUUUGUUUACACUGUACUUCAUGUUUUAAAUCAACUAUAUUUGUUUAAAGUCAUUGUAAACACUGUUCAUUUUCAGGGAUAUCUAAAAAAUUAAAUGUGACAAUUCCACAAUA